Molecule: messenger RNA, 781 nt
Organism: Seminavis robusta
Lineage: Eukaryota; Bacillariophyta; Bacillariophyceae; Naviculales; Naviculaceae
Source: the annotation of a GenBank genome assembly
CCGGCACCGCCAAACGGCACUUGCAUCUCGCAUCGGUGUGUCACCAGGAUGCAUAUUAUUUUCACAGGUUGCCGAUUGCCUGCCAUCAGUCAUCACAAUCAUCAUCACCAGUACCAUGGCACCACCACCAGCCUCCGAAGAAGACCCGCCGCAGGUGGACGCCCCCGAGAUUGUUGCAAUCGGCAAGCUGGAAGAAGCAUCCUGCAAUGAUGUGGAGGCGCAGGCAGAAAUGCAUGAAGUCGUCGAGCCAACCAAGACCUCGGAAUCUUCAUUUGACACGAUGAAAGACUUUUCGUUAGAGUCCCUCCCGAACAACUUGAACAAUUGCAGCUUGACGACAAAGAAAAAUGGUGUUGUCGUAAUUGGAAAUCUAGAUGACAGCAUCUGGAGUCGCAUGGCGCAGGCAUCCGUCGAAGGACGGAAUCAAGACAAGUGUGGUCGAUGCUUCACCAGAACCGAUUCGACCAUGGUGAUUGCCACCUGUCUGGGAGUGAUGGGCCUAAUAGGUGCGAUUGUCUUUCUGGCUCUGACGGGUCGACUGGAAGCGUCCAACCCGGACGAGUAAUGGGAUGGUCUCCUGAUGACUCGUCUCCUUUUCUCAAUCCACACAUGGCUGGCUACGAUAGCCGCCACACUGCGACAACUCAGACUGUAAAGUCUUCUUUUUCUGGGUGCCCCGGUUCUUCUUCUAGCUCCUGCCUCCAGACACUCCUCUUUCAGUGAUCAUCUAUCACGCUGACUGUAUUGGAUAAAUUACUGUCUGUAGCUAUCUAUCUAUCUA